Daphnia magna is the source of this 3275-nucleotide messenger RNA. Its product is annotated as hemicentin-1. Lineage: Eukaryota; Metazoa; Arthropoda; Branchiopoda; Diplostraca; Daphniidae. Gene Ontology annotation, biological process: cell-cell adhesion. Gene Ontology annotation, cellular component: cell-cell junction. The record is from RefSeq and is a predicted model, not a curated record. The coding region runs from base 354 to 2810 and encodes 818 amino acids. Gene Ontology annotation, molecular function: cell adhesion molecule binding. The transcript is spliced from 14 exons.
UUGACCCAGGGGUUCGGCAGGUUCUUUCUUUUGAUAGUGUCGAACAGACACGCCACAAACUCGUGUAUACAAAUAUAUUUAAGACAUCCGUGUUCACCGACCGUUGAUGAAACGAUACACAAACUGCAUAAGUAGUGAACUAAAAGUUCUAGAACACGAAAAAAGGAUGGUCACUUGUGAUGACUUGUUUUUAGUUCAAGUGCUCCCAGACAUGUGAGAUUUCGUCCAUUUCCUUCAGCACGUCGUGGCCCAUAAUUAUCGUCAGGAGGAGAUGAAGUGGAGGGCGCGCGGAGAAACAAUCUAUUCACAUCGAUCUCCACUCGAUCAUCAAACAGAAAAUGCGAUAGAAAUGCAUGGCAAGAAAGGACCCCCCUUCAAUAGUUGGACACAACCACCACCACCGCCCCGACACAAUAACAUGUGCACUGACAUGUACAAGGCUAAAAGAAAAAGGGAUGCAGCAAUUCGACCGCGAACCGCAGUACGCCGAAGCCAAUCCCGGAGAGAUCGUGAUCAUGCCUUGCAGAGUUUUCAACAAGAAGGGCCAAUGCGUCUGGCAGAAAGAUGGCAAGCCCGUCGGAAUUUACCCCGGGAAAUACGAAUGGGUUAGUUCGCCCGAUUUGGGUGAUUGCAGCCUACGGAUAUCCGCCGCCCGAGCCGAUCUGGAUGCCGGUGAAUGGGAAUGUCAGGUAACCGCAUCGUCAUUCGAUGCGCAGGACGCCUUGACCUCCGACCCGGCCCGGCUCGUCGUUCGAGUUCCCCCGAGCCCUCCGCAACUGGAAGUGGAAUUGAGCCCGAUCGCCGAUGGAGGCAACUUGACCUUGUCUGCGGGCGCUGAGGCCACAGUUCGAUGUUUGAGUCGCGGCGGCAAUCCGGCCGCCAACGUCAAGUGGUUCCUCGAUCAGCGUGAACUCGUCGGCCACUACAACCAGACCAACACGACCGACAUUGGCAAGGUCAAAACGUGGAUGGCCGUCUCGACGCUGACCUACACCUUCACCAAGACGGAUCACUCGAAAUUACUGAGGUGCGUCGCCCUGCACGAGGCCUAUCCGACCAAAAGCCGGGAGUCAUCCGUCACGCUCGACAUUCAUUAUGCGCCGGAAGUGACGCUUGUUGGGACUCCGACGGUCGACCUGGAAGAGAACAUUGACUCAGUUUCAUUGCGAUGCCGGGCGGAUGCCAACCCACCUGCCACGGUCAUCUGGCGCCGCGUUGGCGGCAAUCCAUCGAUGACGAACAGGGCUCCUGUUGUCAGCAUGGGUGACAUUUACAGUUUCCAGGAGACCCUGGAAUUCUCGCCCGUCACGCGCAAAGAUUCGGCCACUUACUCGUGCGAAGCGAAGAACACGAUUGGAACUUCGAAUCUCAUCACGAUUCCUAUCGACAUUAAAUACUCGCCGAUGAUUGUUAAUGUCGGCCCUGCUGUUAGCCAACAAUUGACGGUCACGCUAUACGAGUCGACGCGACUCGAGUGCCAGGCGGAAGGCAAUCCGCUUCCACGCUAUCAGUGGCUUCAUCGUAGGCCCAAGGACGGCGAAGAGGACAUCGUCAUCCGGUCGGAAGAUCGUUACUUGCACAUCACCAACGUGACGUACGAACACCAGGGCGAAUACAUUUGCAUCGCCACCAGUACCAUCAACGGCCUGGAGCGGAUGGUCCAGAGUGAAGCCAUUACUCUGCGAGUUGUAGGUCCGCCGCAAGUUUUGAGCGAAGUAUCGUCGCGAUUCAUUUCAGUUGAACGCGGGGACGAUGCCGUCAUCCGGGCUGUGUUUUGCGCUGAUCCGCGUCCCAUCCGAGUCUCUUGGCGUUGGGCCGCCUUCCAAAUGGAAGCUGGCAGCGGAAGUGGACGCUUUGUUGCCGAAGCUCUACACAAGGUCUCGCCCGCUAUUCUACCUACCCCUCCUGCCGUUGUAGAACUCGUGGCUGACGACGAAGAUGACCAAGACGUGAUUGGCAGCGCUAGCGACACUGAAUCGAGCAGCAGCACCAAUUCCGCUUACGACACUAUCGAAAGCACAACCACCACGCACCAUCCACGUAGUUUAGAAGUUGUACCUACUGCUCAGGCUUUGAUUGCACGUCCGCCUCAGGCCGUAUUCACUUAUCCGGGGAAGCGAGACGAAUGCUACGAGACGCGCUUACGUAUCCAGCGCGUCGAAAUGAACGACGCCCGUCACUACUAUUUGACCGUGGAGAACGACAAAGGCUCGGAUACGUUCUACGUCACUUUGACCGUCAAAGUAGAACCUGUUUCCAUGGCAACGGUAAUCGCCGUGGUGAUCGCCUGUCUCUUCCUCAUCAUCGUCGUCACGCUCUGCCUGCUCUACGCCUACCGAUCCGAGAGAUGUUGUUUCGACCGUAAGGGCGGCUCCAAGUCGACCGAUCUGGAAAGUAUGAAGAGUGAUGUGGAAAGUGUACAUAGUAGCAGUCAGUGUAGCAGUAGCGGCAACAACAGCGCCACCAGCCAAACGAGCAUUAAUCGAGGAGGAACUCAGCGGAGCAGCGUCGGCCAAACAAAGUGCCAUAAAGCAUUGGGAACGGCGGUGUCGGAUUCCCGCGGUCUGCUUUACGCGGAUCUGCAAUUGCCAAAAACCAGCAAUAACGGCUCGAUGAAGGUGAAGAACCACCACAGACAUUUGCAUAAUUUACCUACGUCUUCGUCGUCUUCUUCGACGUGUACAUCUUCGUCGCCGCAACAGCAAUGGAGCCAAUUGAACCGAACCAAUUUUUCUGACCGGUCACUGGAUCAGACCAUCGAUACAUUAGACACAUCUCUAGAUCGAUCUCAUUCUAAAGUCGAUGUUUAAGUGACAAGUCAUGCCCAUGCCUGUGUGUUUAUAUAUCUGUACAAAAAUUAUCCCAUUUGUUUUUUGUAUUCGUAACCUUCCCCGCUCCCAAUUUUAUUAUUUUAAAUGUUUGAAUUAUUCUAAAAGACCAAAAUAACAAUAGAAGGACACGAUGAUAUAAAACGCCACAUCCGAAAAUGGUGAGGAAAUCGUGUCUAUGUAAAUGAUAAACCCGCAUUAAAACCUUCCUUUUCUUUCUCAAGAGCAUGUUUUUUUGUUUGUUUUUCAGUUGAAUUAAAACGAUAAGUAUUUGUUGGUAUUAUACGGUAUUCUAGUGGAUAAAUGUGCGUGAUCCCCGUCUCCCAAAACCUUGUCUCGUGUAUUGUACAAAGUGUUUGUCGUUCUCGUGAUUUUCCUUUUUUUCCCCCUUAAAAAUAUCCCAUGAUGUUCAGAAUGAAAGAAAAAUAAACACCUUUUUUAAAAAUA